Molecule: messenger RNA, 3979 nt
Organism: Danaus plexippus (monarch butterfly)
Lineage: Eukaryota; Metazoa; Arthropoda; Insecta; Lepidoptera; Nymphalidae
Gene: Galphaq
Product: guanine nucleotide-binding protein G(q) subunit alpha
Exons: 9
Coding region: 393-1454 (353 amino acids)
Biological process (GO): phospholipase C-activating dopamine receptor signaling pathway; adenylate cyclase-modulating G protein-coupled receptor signaling pathway
Cellular component (GO): heterotrimeric G-protein complex
Molecular function (GO): G-protein beta/gamma-subunit complex binding; G protein-coupled receptor binding; guanyl nucleotide binding
Source: RefSeq, a predicted model, not a curated record
ACAGAUGACUGUCAUGAUAUAAUUUGAUGAAUAUGAAAAUUAAAAAAUCUUAGCUAUUUAAUUAGAUUAAGUUACACUCCUACGUAGUUUAUAGAGCUUUUCCUAGAUUUUGUUUAGAUAAAUCGAAUUACGGUUAACUAUUUUUUAUUUUCUUAUACCAUCACGACGCACGCGCAGUAGUUACUUCACCUAAAAUCUCCCAGCGCCAUAUUGAGAGAGGCGGACGUUGUAUGACUCGAGUGAAUAAAAUCGUGAUUAGUGCAAUAAUUUGAAGUGAAAGAUUUGAUCGUGCCCUAUGGAUAUAUACUCGGGAGUGGUGCGCCUCGGUUGCUAGGCCUGCCGAAGGACAGGGAUCCGCGCGCGAGGACGGUUGCGGCCCUCCGCCCUGAAACAUGGAGUGCUGCAUGUCGGAAGAGGCAAAAGAACAAAAGAGAAUUAAUCAAGAAAUUGAGCGGCAACUCCGGAAGGACAAACGCGAUGCUAGACGAGAACUCAAACUACUUUUGCUUGGCACUGGUGAGUCGGGCAAGUCAACGUUUAUCAAGCAGAUGAGGAUCAUUCACGGCUCGGGUUACAGCGACGAGGACAAGCGAGGGUUCAUCAAACUGGUGUACCAGAACAUCUUCAUGGCCAUGCAGAGUAUGAUACGGGCCAUGGAUCUACUCAAAAUACAAUACGGGAAUCCGUCCAAUGCGGAAAAGGCGGACUUGAUAUCGUCCAUCGACUAUGAAAGCGUCACAACCUUCGAGAGCCCAUACGUCGAGGCUAUCAAGGCUUUGUGGUCCGACUCCGGCAUACAGGAGUGUUACGACCGCCGGAGGGAAUACCAACUAACUGACUCCGCUAAGUAUUAUCUAAGCGAUCUAGCGAGAAUCGAAAGUUCGGAUUAUCUUCCUACCGAGCAAGAUAUCCUCCGAGCCAGACAGCCAACCACCGGCAUACUAGAGUACCCUUUCGAUCUAGACGGGAUCAUAUUUAGGAUGGUGGACGUCGGCGGCCAGAGAUCUGAAAGAAGGAAGUGGAUUCAUUGUUUCGAGAACGUUACAUCAAUCAUAUUCUUAGUAGCUCUUAGUGAAUAUGAUCAAAUUUUAUUCGAAUCAGAAAACGAGAAUCGAAUGGAAGAAUCUAAGGCGUUGUUCAAGACUAUUAUAACGUAUCCAUGGUUCCAACAUUCAUCUGUCAUCCUCUUCCUCAACAAAAAGGAUCUUCUAGAAGAGAAGAUCAUGUACUCUCACCUCGUAGACUACUUCCCAGAGUAUGAAGGACCGAAAUGCGAUCCGAUACCAGCCAGGGAAUACAUCCUACAGAAAUAUCUGAAAGAGAACCCUGAUCCUGACAGACAGUGUUACUCACAUUUCACCACAGCGACAGACACUGAGAACAUUAAGCUUGUGUUCUGUGCCGUCAAGGACACCAUUAUGCAAACAGCGCUCAAGGAGUUCAAUCUGGCGUGAUCGUGCCUGCUUUUAUAUAUGUUGUAUUCAAAUAAAUAUUCCGUUCUAUUUUCUUUUGAUGUGUUUUAUUUUAUUCAUCGUUCUAUCUUGGUUCUCUAUCGCAUGGCAUGUUUUUUUUAUGUUCCUUGUGACAAGCAAUGUCACAUCCGCAUGUGUUUACUAAUAUGUGUUCGUGGCUUUGUCAUAUAUUAAUUAUUAUUAUAAAACACGUGAAACACGAAAACGGAAAUAAUAUCCGGUGACACUUCAAAUCAAUCUCGAUAUUAAAUAUUGUAUGAAAUGCAGUAAUUUUGAUCUCCCCGUCCGAGUUCUGUCAUUGUGACGUGUGUACGAUCGUUCGCAGACACCGAGAACAUUAGAUUCGUGUUCGCGGCGGUGAAGGACACGAUCCUGCAGUCCAACCUCAAGGAGUACAACCUGGUGUAGAGUGUACGAGUGUACAAGUGUACCGUACGAGUGUACAAGUGUACCGGUGUACAAGUGUACGAGUGUACAAGUGUACGGACUCUGUACUUAGAUGUAAGUCAUUUAAUCACUAUAGCACCAGGACGACCUCGCCUCAAGCGUCAGGUUUUUUUUGACAUGUUUUUUAUGAUGGAAGUUAAUCACGACUUAUGUAUGUGUCUGUAACGGUAAUGCAUUUUUAUCGGUGAGUCUCGGCCUUACCGUGCUUUUAGUCAUUGUUUUAGUUUUUUUUUGUUCGUAAUGUAAAGUUUGUUGCCAUUGUAUCUUUCUAUAAUACAUUAUUGUGUAUGGAUUUGAAAAAAAAAACUAGUCCAAUGAUGUCGAUGGUAAUCCUAGUUACGGGAUAUUCGAGCGAGUUAGAUAUUUAUUAUAAUUAUGUGGGCGGUGUCGGUCGGGCCGGGCCGGGCCGGGUCGGGCCGGCUCGGGCCCGGGCCGCGUCCGUCGACACGCCACAGUUUCGCUUACUUGGAAGAUUAUAUUCGUUAAUAUAGUUUGAUUGUAUUUUAUUUUGGAUUUAAAUAAAAUAUUGCGUUACAUUUGUACAUUAUAAUUUUGUUACGUGUUAUUAUUUAACUUGUUUAUAAUAUUUGUAAUACGGGAGUGGAACUGUUGUGUUGUUCGUGCCAGGCGUCGUAGUUCCAUAACACAGAAGGUCACCAGCGACAGAUGUUCUCACUUCAAUAGACUUACGUCUGAUAGAUGGUUACUAUGUUAGUUGUUUAAGGAUAUUUUUGAAGCAUUUGUAUAACUUUUUUUACUAGACCCGUGAACAAUGAAAGGUAUGAUUGUAUUAUAGAAGCGGUGCGGAGUGCGGACGCUUUAUGAUAUAACACUUAUGUAAUAUAUUGUACAUUUUGGUCUAAAUGUGCUGUGUGUGAGACCCGACAGUGACGCACAGUUUUGCUAUUGGCACAACACCGUAACGGAACAGCACAUCUUUGAUUACAUUACGAUCGUUGUACGUGUUUCAUUAUUUUUAUAUGCCCAUAUAUAUAUCAUUUGAUCGCUUACGUGUGUGUUGCUCUGUGUUACGUUCUAGUUUGUAUUUAUAGUUUGAAACAAAGUUUCUGAGGUAUAACUUAUUGUAUUAACUUAUUUUCGUUGUUGUAAUCUUGAUUUAUUUAUACAUUUAAGCUUCCAAUCUGACUCUGUCAAUAGCAAAACUUCUUAUCUAUGUACGAUACAACUGUCUGUAGUGCUCAAAUUUCUAUAUAUAUAUAUAUUUAUUUAUUUAUUUAUAUAUGUGAAAUUGGAACAAAUCGCACAAACUUGAACUACUAUGUACUCUUAUUGAUGUUAUCCGAGCAGUAUAUGUUUUCUGUUUGUACAUACUAUGUUUCUUUCGAUGCAAUUGUACAGCGAUAUAUAUAUAUAUAUAUAAUAUAUAUAUUACUUAUGAAUUGACCCGGCGCUUCCCCGGUACCACUCGCGAAUCCUUGCAGCUUCCACGAGCAGUGUGGAUACAUCCGGAUAUGUUAACCAUAAACGAUACACAUGACGUAAGGACGGCUAGCGUUCCGUACGCUCAGCGACACAACGCGACUCAUUAUAUGCGAGAUAUAUCAGAUGUGUUUCCAAGACAAUAUACAGAUUACGAAGCAUUUAGUUAAUUUUAAAGUGACUUUAAGUGUUCAUAGAGGUACCUGCGGUUGGUUGCGGUGAGGCCAGUAUAAAUCAAUGUUAGGUGAAUCAUUUUAGAUUAUAUGAGUAUUUUUUACACCGGUGUCGUGUAGGCCUUCAGUCAUUUCCUCGCUCGGAUCGUGUAUGUUCGUUUGAAGGAUGUAUCUCAUCGCCGUGGGCUGGUAGCGCCCGUCUACAAUACUUGGACUGAAUCGCGAACUGACGUAAUUCUUACUUGUUUGUUUGUUUUUUUUUUAUAUUAUCAUCAUUUGAACUAUCGGGAAAUGACUUCUAUGAUUGCUAUGUUAUAGUGUUAACGUUGCUUUACCUUUUGCGUGAGAUUGUGAGAAUUUUUAGCUUAAGUUUCGACUGAAGAUGGAUGCCUGUAUGUAAUAUUGUAAAUUAUAAUUUCUCAUAAAAUAUAAUUUUUUUCAGCUAAA